Eriocheir sinensis (Chinese mitten crab) is the source of this 1544-nucleotide messenger RNA. RefSeq lists its product as uncharacterized. Lineage: Eukaryota; Metazoa; Arthropoda; Malacostraca; Decapoda; Varunidae. Bases 189 to 1544 code for a protein of 451 amino acids. The transcript has 3 exons. The record is from RefSeq and is a predicted model, not a curated record.
AUGAACAGCGGGUGCCAGUCGGGGGUUGUGUCCCGCUAGCUCUAGACUCGGGGGGGUGCAAUGUCAACUCCAAGCUGCGGCAACCAACUCAAUCUCAUGUCGCCCAAACCGAGGUCUAGGGCUUCAUCGUGCCCCUAUAACAGGUAUGUUCUGGACAGUUACGUCCAGAAGGACUUGUGUCACUCCGCAUGGCCACCGAGACGACCAUCGCGUGCUGCGUGCGGGUCCCCGCCUCCAAGCAGGUGACGGCCCUGCACCUGGCGGCCGAGCAGGCCACCCGCUGCUGCUGCUACAAGCGGCGCUCCUCGGCCACCUUCAUGACCGUGGAGCUGCUCCCGGAGCGUUGCGUCGCCGUGGACGCCUCGACCAAAGAGUUCGGCGAGUGCCGCGUCGCCGUGAACUGGACGGUCGUGGCGGAGCUGGAGACGGAGUGCUUCGUGAGGAUCAAGGUGAAGAGGGGACGCAGGACCCUCCGGAAGAAGGCUUUGGAUGCAAGGCUUCUCAUCAAGUGCUUGCAGGAAGGACGGCUUGUGUGCGGUGAAGCCAGACUUGUGUUUGACAUCGCGUCAUAUUCCCCGCUAAGGUUUUGUUUCCAAGUGAAAACCACCGCCAGCGAGUGUCCCGCAGCGGGGCGUCGGCCAGCCACUGCCGCGCGAGCAAGUGUCUGCACACAGCAGCCCUCGGCGGGGGAGGAAGACUUCCACGACGCGCAGGAACCCGCCGAGGAGGAACAAACGUGCGCCGCGCCACCACCGAAGACCGUGGUCACGCAAACGUCGAUCAACAAGAUGCCGCGAAGGUACCGGCGCAGGAUCCUGGAGGGCGGAGGAGGCAUCCUGCGGCGCCUCCGCGACGAGCAUCUCGUCACCGUAGAAUACAACGAACGCUCCGGCAGACUGAAGCUUGAGGGCCGCCCCGACGACGUCUGCCGGUGCCAGGACGACUUAGACGCCCUGAUACAGGCGUGGCAGCAGGAGCAGGACCAGGAACACACGAAGAGGAAGGCGGCAAAGAGCGGCGCCGAGGGUGGCGAGCUGCUGCAGCGACAGUUCCCGAACACUCGCGGCCUGUACGCCAGCGGCGCCGCCUUCACGCUGCCGCCCCUGCAGCCCGGCAGCGGGGCACUCUUCCUGCAGGUGGUGAACAGGUCCACGCCGCAGCGCCUCGCCUCCAUGGCGGACUACGGCCGCACGGGGGGCAGCCACUGGCUGCUGCUGUCCUCGUAUGGCGCGGCGCGCGGCGGCCAGCUGGCGGUCUACGACUCGCUGCACGACACGCUCUCGCCCUCCACGGCCGCCCUGGUGCGGCAGCUGCAGGUGCUGCACGCCCCACCGCCGGGCGCCGUGCUGCGGCCCGUCCAGCGGCAGCGGGACGGCCACAGCUGCGGCCUCUUCGCCCUCGCCUUCGCCUUCAGCAUCGCCCACGGCCAGGACCCCUGCCGCGUGCGCUACGUGCGUGCGCGCAUGGAGCGCCACCUGUUGGCCUGCCUCGACCGCGGCGUGGCGACGCCCUUCCCCAGCGUGCCCGAGGGGACAUUCGGCUAA